GGUUUCCGCACUGGAGGAAGUGGGAGUUAACCGGAAGCACCUGAAGGCGUCACACACACACAGAGCAGCAGCGGCAGAAGUUAUAGUUGAAGAUAGAGAUGCAGACUAUAAAGUGUGUGGUGGUUGGCGACGGCGCGGUGGGAAAGACCUGCCUGCUCAUCUCCUACACCACCAACAAGUUUCCCUCCGAGUAUGUCCCCACGGUGUUUGAUAACUAUGCAGUGACGGUGAUGAUCGGUGGAGAGCCAUACACUCUUGGACUGUUUGACACCGCAGGUCAGGAGGACUACGACAGACUGCGACCACUCAGCUACCCUCAGACCGACGUCUUCCUCGUGUGCUUCUCCGUCGUGUCGCCCUCGUCCUUUGAGAACGUCAGAGAGAAGUGGGUGCCGGAGAUCUCGCACCACUGCCCGCGGACGCCGUUCCUGCUGGUCGGGACUCAGGUGGACCUGAGGGACGACAGCAACACGCUGGAGAAGCUGGCCAAGAACAAGCAGCGAGCGCUGACCUGCGAGAGCGGAGAGAAGCUGGCGCGCGAGCUGAAAGCCGUUAAAUACGUGGAGUGUUCGGCUCUGACGCAGCGAGGACUGAAGAACGUUUUUGACGAGGCCAUCCUGGCAGCACUCGAGCCUCCGGACACCAAACCCAAGAAACGCUGCUCCCUGCUCUAGGGACGACGAGAGGACAGGAGGACGAGAGGACGAGAGGACAGGAGGGAGACGAGGUGGAUGGGUAACAGAGACAAACCUGGGGGGCGGGGGGGAGACACACACACACACACGUGUGUUUAAACAGUGCCUUCAUCUGUAGUAAUGUGUGUGUGUGUGUGUGUGUGUGUGCGCGCGCGCAUGUGAGACGGGGACUCAGCCUUUGUUGUCAGUGUCACAUGACUAACACACCUGACCAGGAAGUGAGGUUCAACGCAAAAAACAAAGCCAGUGGGCGGAGUCAGAGUUACAGUAAAAACACUGCUACUAUGACGUGAAAACUGUUUUAUUUGCUGCACAGGAAACACAGGAAAAUAAACACUUCUCUUCAAAAUAAAAGACACAAACAGUG
Messenger RNA from Solea solea (common sole), 1062 nucleotides. RefSeq names its product cell division control protein 42 homolog. The record is from RefSeq and is a predicted model, not a curated record. Lineage: Eukaryota; Metazoa; Chordata; Actinopteri; Pleuronectiformes; Soleidae. Gene Ontology annotation, biological process: small GTPase-mediated signal transduction; modification of synaptic structure. Gene Ontology annotation, molecular function: GTP binding; GTPase activity. Gene Ontology annotation, cellular component: dendritic spine. The coding region runs from base 99 to 674 and encodes 191 amino acids. The transcript has 6 exons.